AUACCUUCAAAAAACUCGCAGCUGGCUCAACACUGAAAAAGGGAAUGGCCAAGUCACCUUCGCUACCUUUCUUCAUGAUCUCCGCCGUCGCCACCAUUCUACUGGCGGCGAGUAUGGUGGUCGCCGGCGGGGACAGCCUCAUGGCGACAGGGUGGGUAACGGGCCCACACUGCAAGGGCUCCAUCGCUGAGUGCCUGGAAGGUGAAGAAGGUGAGGAGUUCGAGCUGGAUUCCGAGAUCAACCGGCGCAUCUUAGCUGAUACUCGCUACAUCAGCUACGGCGCUUUGCGGAAGAACACCGUCCCGUGCUCUCGACGCGGCGCUUCCUACUACAAUUGCCGACCAGGGGCUCAGGCUAACCCUUACAACCGUGGUUGCAGCGCCAUUGCAAGGUGCCGGGGCGGUUAAACUUCAAUUUCUUUUUUUCUUUUUUUGUUUAAAUUGGUCAUUGUGGUUCACUGUAGUUGUAAUUGUGAGAAUUGAUGAAUAUACAAUCAAUGCUUCUGAAUAAUAAUACUGCUAUUUAAUUUGGAUUUGA
Lotus japonicus is the source of this 537-nucleotide messenger RNA. Its product is annotated as protein RALF-like 33. The coding region runs from base 45 to 407 and encodes 120 amino acids. The transcript has a single exon. Lineage: Eukaryota; Viridiplantae; Streptophyta; Magnoliopsida; Fabales; Fabaceae. The record is from RefSeq and is a predicted model, not a curated record.